Messenger RNA from Aspergillus pseudoviridinutans, 1272 nucleotides. RefSeq lists its product as uncharacterized. The coding region runs from base 1 to 1272 and encodes 423 amino acids. Lineage: Eukaryota; Fungi; Ascomycota; Eurotiomycetes; Eurotiales; Aspergillaceae. The transcript has 2 exons. The record is from RefSeq and is a predicted model, not a curated record.
AUGACUGCCCCAGACGCGACUGUCAUGAUCUCAUCUCCUCCCGUUCAUCACGAUGUGGACAUUCCUGAAGCAUCCCCUUCGCUACCGUUCAAUGUGCUUCCAUUGGAGUGUCGACAGCAGAUUUUACGUGACCUUCCAGACAUUGAAUCGCUCAAAUCCGCCAUAAUAAGUCAUCCCUUCUUGUACUCGGCUUUUUACAAUAACAAGACUCCAACCAUAUUGCAAAUCAUUCAACGUCAAAUACCCAGAGAGCUACUCGCAUACGCUGUCCUGUGCUCCCAUGCACGGAAUAUCGAGCCAUGGACGAGGUCAAAAGUCCUCGAUAUCCUAGACCUGUACUUCAACCGUCGCCUGGUUGACUCGUUCAACUGGACUAUAGGAGCGGCUCUGGAUCUGGUGACCUUCCAUGAAAGUGUGACCUUUUUCACCAAUGAUUAUAUCGACAACGCUCUGGGUCUCGUCGCGCCUUUGCAUUUUCCCAUCCACGCACCCUCCGAGACCGAGUGGUGCCGUGUCGCUCGGGCAUUCUACUUACAGGAGACGAUCAACCAUCUCUUCUGCUUCCGGAGCCGAGAAGACCGCUGGAUCAGUGGCGGCAUCAAAUAUGCACGUCCAUCGCCCUCUGAAUUCCUGCCUCGGGAAAAACUUGAAAUAUUCUUCAGCAAGCACGCGCCCUGGGAGAUGGAGCAAAUCGGCGCACUACUAAAAGAAUUGACGGCCCUUCAUCGGUUUGUCGCUAGAGCCAACAAUAACAGCCGCCUCGGGCUUAUCUCGAUUCGGAACUCACGCUGCUCGAACUGGCUUUUGGUCAACGAACUCGAAUACUUGCAGAGACUCUCUGUACAGKGCUUUGGGGGUACGUUCUACCGAGAUCUUACACCUGAACAAAUUGCCGAGGUCGUGGGAAAGUCCUUUACCUACGACAGCGACUGCGGCCCCCAACAGGCAUGGCAAUGGGCCCAUCGCGAUUCUCGUUGCUGUCAAUUAAUUUGUUCGACGGAGCAGCGCGAGCUUCGUCGAUUUGGAUAUGUCAUGUGGGACAACCAGCGUCUCCAGCAGUGGAGAGCUCUGGGGGCUGCUUUCCAGGCGCCUCAGGAAGACGAUGACAUUCGGACGGGCAGACGCUGGAUGGCCAUGUGGCCGUUAAUUGAAAAAAGACGGAGGAUGUACGAACAUGGGGCGCGCGGUUGGUGGGACGGCGAAGAUGGGGAAGGAAUAAGAUGGAUUCACGGGGUGAAAUCACCAAAAACCCAGCGGAGACUGUUGCAGUAG